AUGACAUUCUGGAAAAGUAAAACACUACCAUCACCAAAAUCAAACACAUUAAUUCCUGAAGCAAAUGCAAACGUAAUUUCAAAGCUUAUAUUUUGGUGGGCAGGAAAUAUAAUGAGGAUAGGGUAUAAACGCCCUUUGGAAAAAGAUGAUCUUUAUGUUUUGAAUGAUCCCAAACAAGCUAAAAACGUAACUGAUGAAUUUGAAAAAUCUUGGGAAAAGGAAUGUACACGCAGUGAUGGAAAAAAUCCUUCCUUAUUAAGAGCUCUUAAUCGUACUUUUGGUUUCAAGUUUUGGAUUUCGGGCAUUUAUCGUUUUUUGAGUGAUACCUUACAAGUUGCAUCACCUUUAUUUGUUCAGCUAUUAUUGAAAUUUGCUCAAGAAUCGUGGAUGAACAAAGAUAAUCGGGAAGCUUCUCCUAAUUCAUCCACCGGAUUCUUAUAUACUGUAAUCAUAUUCGUAUUGCAAAUGGGCUCAACAUUUUUUGUCAAUUUAUACUUUUACAGUUCCAUGGAAGUAGGUUUUUUGGUUAGAACUGCAAUGAUCACUGCAAUUUAUCGCAAGGCUAUGGUACUAAGUGGAAAGGCACGUAAUGCAUUUACCACGGGAAAAAUAACGAAUUUGAUGUCAACCGAUACUACGCGUCUUGAUUUUGUCAGCGGUUACUUUCACGUGUUAUGGGCUGCGCCAAUCCAACUUUGUAUAGCCCUCGGCAUAUUGAUUAAAUACCUUGGCCCUUCAGCCUUGGCGGGAUUUGGAUUUUUAUUUAUAAUGACCCCAUUUCAAGGAAAAGUUAUGCGUACUUUGGGAAAAACGCGCUCAAAAGCCGCCAAAAUUACCGAUGAACGCGUAAAGAUUACUCAGGAAGUUUUACAGGGUAUUCGAGUUAUUAAAUAUUACGCAUGGGAAGAAAGUUUUUUGGAAACGUUGAAUAAUUUAAGGGAUAAAGAAAUGGGUUACGUUAGAUUAUUAUUGAGCAUGAGAGCUGGUAUCACUGGUGUUACUCUAGUCAUCCCGGUGUUUGCAAGUAUAAUAGCUUUUAUAGUGUAUUCGCUUUCUGGAGGAGAACUUAAAGCGGAAGUUAUAUUUCCUUCUUUGGCUUUGUUUAAUAUCAUGAGAUUGCCUUUAAUGUUUUUGCCCAUGGUAAUUGCUGCAGUCACCGAUGCUUGGGUAUCUGUGAAACGUAUUCAAGAAUUGUUCGUGGCCGAACAAUUGGAUUAUUUACCAAAAGUUAAUCCAGAUGGGGAUUAUGCCAUUAAAGUAGAUGAUGGUGAAUUCAUUUGGGAAAAUAAUGAGACGGCAAAUGUUUCAAUCAUAACACCCAUGGAUUCUGCAGAACACAUGGCAAAUGUCACAACACUAACUCCUUACUCACACCUUCGAAACAUAAAUCUUUCAAUACCUCGUGGUAAAUUUGUUGCCGUUGUAGGAACUGUGGGUAGCGGUAAAUCAUCUUUGCUGUCAGCGUUAGUUGGUGAAAUGAAAAAGGUACACGGAGAAAUUGAAUUUGGAGGGAGUGUUGGAUAUUGUCCUCAAACUUCUUGGAUUCAAAAUGCAACUCUGAGAGAUAACAUUAUUUUUGGUUUGCCUUUUAAUGAUGAAAGGUAUCAUAAGGUUAUUAAAGAUUGUUGCCUAGAACCAGAUUUGGCCAUGUUGCCUGAUGGCGAUUUGACUGAGAUUGGAGAGAAAGGAAUUAACCUGUCAGGGGGUCAGAAGCAACGUGUCAACAUAGCUCGCGCAGUUUACUAUGAUGCAGAUAUCGUGUUGUUAGAUGAUCCUUUAUCGGCCGUAGAUUCACUUGUUGGAAAUCAUCUUAUUACAAAUUGCAUUAAAGGCGCUCUUAAAGAAAAAACACGUAUCCUUGUCACUCAUCAUUUACACGUGUUGCCUCAAGUGGAUUAUGUUAUUUGUAUGGAGAAUGGUAAAAUAGCAGAGCAAGGUACUUAUGAAGAAUUAAUGAGGGAUGGAAAAGCAUUUGCAAAAUUAAUUGAAGAAUAUGGCGAAGCUGAAGCGGAAGAAGAAAUUGAUGUUGAAUCAGCAGAUGAAAAAGUAGUUAAAAAGGAAAUGAGCACGGGUGUCGUUGCACCUGUAAAGGCUUUAAUGACCACAGAAGAACGCUCAACUGGUUCGGUUGAUAACACGGUUUAUUUUGCUUAUGUGAGAGCUGCAGGAGGAUAUUUGUUAUUACCUCUUCUUUUUUUUUUACUCGUAAUGAUGCAAGUUACUAAUAUUGGUCAAAAGUUUAAUAAUAUGUCAAAAGAAACAUAUAUGGGAAUUUAUUUGGCAUGGGGAAUUUCUCAGGGCAUUUUCAGUUUGUUAGGUGGUCUAAUUUUCUCAUAUGCUGGUUCUAAAGCUGCAAAAACUUUACAUAGAAAUUCUAUUAAAAGAGUUUUACGAGCUCCAACUAAGUUCUUUGAUACAACUCCGUUAGGAAGAAUUAUUAAUCGAUUUAGUAAAGAUAUUGAUACAUGCGACAAUUUACUUUCUGACACUUAUCGCAUGUUCCUUAGCACUCUAACGUCUGUGAUUGGAACAUUUAUUUUAAUCAGCAUUAUAUUCGUAUACUUCCUUAUUCCUUUGGUUCCGCUUUUGGCAUUAUAUUACUUUGUUGCUAUAUAUUAUCGAUCCACAAAUCGUGAAUUGAAACGUCUUGAUUCCGUUUUGCGUUCAUCUCUUUAUGCACAUUUCUCGGAGUCAUUAACGGGGUUACCUACGAUUCGAGCUUAUCGUGAACAAGAUCGAUUUUUAAGAACGAAUGAGCAAUUUGUUGAUAUUGAAAAUAGGGCGUACUUCCUUAUAAUCGUUGUCCAACGUUGGUUGGGUAUUCGACUUGAAUCAAUUGCAAACACAUUAAUAUUCUUUACAAGUUUAUUUUCUGUUAUUGGAAGAUAUAACGUAAACCCUGCGAUUAUUGGUUUGGUAUUAACUUAUGCACUUCAAGUUACUGGUACUUUCAACUGGUGUGUCAGGCAAUUUGCUGAAGUGGAAGCGAAUAUGAAUGCUGUAGAACGUCUUGUAUAUUAUUCAGAAUCACUGGAUGUUGAAGCUGAACCAAUAAUUUUAGAUCAUAGACCACCGUCAGAAUGGCCCGUUAAAGGAGAAGUACACGUUAAAGAUUUGGUGAUGUCUUAUGGACCUGACCUUCCACCCGUCCUAAAGGGAGUUACAUUUGAUAUCGUCCCAUCAGAAAAAGUUGGUAUUGUUGGAAGAACUGGCUGUGGUAAAUCAACAUUAGCGACAUCUUUCUUUCGAUUUAUUGAACCAAUUUCAGGAAAAAUUGAAUUGGAUGGCAUUGAUAUUACUACCAUCGGUCUUAAAGAUCUUCGAAGCAAAAUCACUAUUAUUCCGCAAGAUCCCGUUUUGUUUAACGGCACGUUAAGGAGCAAUUUGGAUCCUUUCAAAGAGCAUGAUGACGCAACAUUAUGGAAUUCACUUCGAAGAGCUCACUUAAUUCAAGAUGAUGUAGAUAAUGAAAAUACAGAUUCCACAUUUACCGAAUCGUUAAACGAAAAAUCACCCGUGACAAAUGUUUCGGUACCACAACAAAGCAAACAAGAAGCUUUGACACUUGAUUCACCUGUCAACGAGAAUGGAAGUAAUUUUUCACAAGGUCAACAACAAUUAAUAGCGUUAGCAAGAGCAUUAGUACGACAUUCUAAAUUAAUUAUAAUGGAUGAAGCAACAGCUAGUGUGGAUUUUAAGACUGAUCAUUUAAUUCAAACUACAAUAAGAGAAGAAUUUAAAGAUUCGACGGUAUUAACCAUUGCUCAUCGAUUAAGAACCGUUGCUGAUUAUGAUAAAAUUUUAGUCAUGGGUAUGGGAAUGUGUGAAAGAAGUGGCGAACUUGAUGAAUUAUUAGAAGUUGCUAAAGAGAAAUAUGAAAGAGAUCAAAAAGAAAAAGAUCAACGAAAAACGUGA
Funneliformis geosporum is the source of this 3915-nucleotide messenger RNA. The record is from the annotation of a GenBank genome assembly. NCBI's taxonomy places the organism in Eukaryota, Fungi, Glomeromycota, Glomeromycetes, Glomerales, Glomeraceae.